Messenger RNA from Phymastichus coffea, 5470 nucleotides. RefSeq names its product WD repeat, SAM and U-box domain-containing protein 1-like. Gene Ontology annotation, biological process: protein ubiquitination. The transcript has 18 exons. Bases 164 to 2896 code for a protein of 910 amino acids. Lineage: Eukaryota; Metazoa; Arthropoda; Insecta; Hymenoptera; Eulophidae. The record is from RefSeq and is a predicted model, not a curated record. Gene Ontology annotation, molecular function: ubiquitin-protein transferase activity; protein binding.
GCGCGAGACUGUGCGCCGUCGCAAGCUCGCAAGCUGCAAGCUCGCAGAGCGAGUCCGAGCGUCACGCCGGCUGCUUACUGCAGCUAAUAUCUGUCAACGCCACUCGAGCAUCCACGACAUGUGCCUUCGCUAACCACAUUUGAGUGAAGUCAAAAGAGCGAGAAUGUAUGGAGGUGACGUUCAGUCUAUACAAACUCUCUCCACGCACGGCAGCGAUGUCAACGCUGUGGACUUUGCUGGAGACAGUAUUUUAGUUACUGGCUCUGGUGAUAAAAAGGUACGGGUGUGGGAAUGGCAGCCUGGCGACGGUUUCGUCGAAGCAUCGUUUUCGCCAUUACUGGGCCACAAGUAUGGGGUUACGUCGGUCAAAGUCAGUCCGCAGUCGACAAUGCUCGCAUCGUCCAGCAUCGACGGUACUACUCAGUUAUGGAAUCUCAGGUCGGGCACAAAAAUUCACACCAUGGUGCAGGCGGGUGGCGAAGCCGUGCGAGUCUGCCGAUUCUCGCCGGACUCGUCGCUCCUCGUCACCGCCGGGGACAACGGCCAGGUGUGUUUGUGGGACUUGGUUCGGCGAACGUUGAUCAGAUGUUUCCAGCGACACGAAGGAGCGAUUCAAUCAGUAUGCUUCACACCCGACUCCAAUUGGCUUUUGACCACUUGCACUCUCGGUGUACUUCAGCUAUUCUGCAGUAACGAGAUCAUCGAGUCGUGCCCGUCACGCGACAAAGAUCUCACAGUGUUUGCUCAGAUCGACGAUGCCCAUGAUCUUGGUGUCGUCUGCUGUGAUUUCUCCCCCGUUCAGGAAAUUACCAGCAACGAGCCAUUCGCCAAGUUGUAUCAACUGGUGACUUGCGGCAACGACAAUCGCGUCAAGCUGUGGGAAGUCAAAGUAAUGCAGGACAAAUGCGAUACCCAGCCGCUAUCGGCCAAUAUCGAACUGUGCCGGGUCAUGGAAAAACACAGCAGUGCCUUAACGUGCGUCCGCUUCAGUGCCAAUGGAAUGUACACUGCCAGUAGUGGUCUCGACAAAACAGCCGUCAUUUGGGAAACGACAACUGGAAGGGUCAUCUCGGUACUCACCGGACACAACCGAUAUGUGGCUUGCUGUGCUUUUUCGAAAAAUGGAAAUUUACUUGCCACAGGUUCCAACGACAAACGAGUGAUCAUUUGGGAUUUGACUGGGAAUUUGAGUUUGGACUCGGAGCUCGUCCGUCACAACAGUGUUAAACUGCAGAACAACGAAAGAACCGAUAAAACAUUGAUACAAGAGACUGAGGUAGUGAAGCAUGCAGAAACAAGCGGUAACGAAGUGAAGCUGAUUCAGCGAUUGGACGAGCACAAUGGAGCCGUCAAUUCGGUGGCCAUGUUUGGCAACCGUUUAAUUGCCUCUGGUUCUGGAGACAAGUUGGUGAGAGUAUGGAACGUCAAAUACGACGAAGAGGGCGAAUCAACCUUGAUAUUCCAGGAGAUGGGAUACAACCCACUCGAUGGCCACAAGUACAGCGUCAAUUGCAUAGAAUUUAGCCCCUGCGGCACCAAACUAGCGUCAUGUUCUAUGGAUGGUACAACUGUUAUUUGGGAUGUUGAGAACGGCACCCAAGCGCGAACGUCGUUUGUAAAUUCUGGAACAGCCGUGAGGGUUUGCCGAUGGUCACCCGACGGUACGAAAAUAGCGACGGCCGGCGAUGACGAGAAAACAAUACUUUGGGAUUUGGAGACUAUGGAGGAAACGUGUGAUCCUUACAGCAUAUUCGAGGGGCACGCGGACGCGAUAACGGCAAUUGCCUUCACGCCAGAUUCACGUUACUUAGUAACUGCCUGCAGCGAGGGUGCUUGGCGACUUUUUGAUACUAAUCAAGCAGAACCCGGAGGAACUAGUAAUGCUCUACUCGUUUGCGAUAUCGGGCACGAUCUUGGUGUUCAGGGUUGUGAUUUUAGCCCCACCACCGGUCCUUUUACCAUGACUGGAUCUCGGGACGCAAGCUCAGGCGCCGCGAAAGAUUCAUAUAUGCUUGCGACUUGCGGCAACGACUCGCUGAUAAAGCUCUGGAAGAUUAUUCUGAUUGAGGCUGAUCUCGAUUUAGAGGGUAGUGGCAGCAGUAAAGCUGGUAUAUCUUACAGAGAGCGUCGGCAGUUCGUUGGUCAUGGUGGUAACAUCAUGUGCGUCAGAUUCUCACCUGUUCACGGCGAGAUACUCGGCAGCGUUGCUACCGAUAGGACUGCUCGAUUGUGGAGUGUUCACACCGGCAUGUGUUUGCACGUUCUUGAGAGUCACGAGAGUCUCGUAACAACCUGUGCCUUUUCUGAAGAUACAUCACUUUUCUUGACAGGUGCCUUAGACAAGACUGUUUUAAUUUGGAAAUUGCCAGAUCAACUAGUGUCCCAAAGCAUUCUCAUUGAUCGUUUAAGAAACACCAGAAAAAAGGUUGCUGAUUGGGCAGUAGAUGACGUGAUAAAAUGGUUAAUCGAAGUUGAUUUAUCUGAUUUGGUAAGAAGCAUUCAAGCUCUUGCUAUAAGUGGACGUAUGCUACUACGUAUCCCCGACGAAGUCGUCAUAGGCAAGCUACAGUUCGAUCACGACCAAGAGAUAUUAGAGUUAUUCCGGAAACAACUCUACUGGUUGAAACGCGAAGACUGCAAUGCUCCAUUCAUUGUUGAAGACACCGAUAUACCAGACGAUUUCGUGUGUCCGAUCACUCACGAGAUAAUGCGGGAGCCGGUACAAUGUUCAGAUGGUUUUACCUAUGAAAGAGCAGCAAUAAACGAGUGGUUCUUGUGUGGGAAAUUCACGAGCCCAAUGACAAAUGAACCACUUAAAACAACGAGCUUAACGCCAAAUGUUACCCUGCGGAAUGCAAUAUUUACACUUUUACAUGGAGAGGCGCCGACGUUUUGAAAACAAUCAAAAGAAUAUACCUACCAUGAAUUUUCGCUUUACCCGAGGAAACGAAAACGUUAUAGUGUACUAAAUUUUCACAUUACACUUAAUUUGACAACUAUAUAAAAGUACAAUCUAACUAAAGUCAAUGGUUCUUUAUAUGUAUAUUUCUUUAUAACGAAGAUGACAUGAUAAUGACCGCAUAAAUUAUAGUUCUACCAAAAUUGGUACAAUAUUUAGUUAUUUUUCAAUUUUCAUAAGUUGUUUGUAGUUAAAAACCAAGCUUCAUAUUGUUCAGUAAGUUGUAAAUAACAACUUGAAAUGAUUAUACAUAAAAUUAAUCACAGUUUGUUAUUUAGAAUCGUCGCCAAAAUAAAUUAAAAAUAUAUUAUUUCAAUGACACUACACUCAACAUUUCUUGCCUAAUAUUAAUAAAUAUCAAGAGAUAAAGACAAAUUAAAUUCUAAUUCACAUAUUCGUUUAUGGUUUUUGUAAUUUUCCAUUUAUACUUCGAUAUUUAAUCAAUUUAUAGUAUUACUAUUAUAUAAAUGUCAAGACAAAUACGUGAUAGCAUAAUAACGAAGUAUAGUAAAAAAACUAAUUUGGCUAUAAGCGUUAUUGAGAGGUACAUCAAAUUCAAAAAUGCACAAAAGUCAAACAAAACAAUCAUUUCAUUUCUAAUCUGUGAAACCAAACAUUUAAUUGUUUUGUUAGGUACCUUUAUCUUUAUAUGUAUGUAGUUUUUUUUUGUAACAAGUCUACACAUUUUUACCAAGGCGAAUUUAUACCUAAUGGGGACAAACUAUGUACAAGCUUGACAAAUACAUAAAGAAAUGACCUCAAUUAAUUCGUGGAAUUCAUUUGUGUAAAACAUUAUUGUAACAUUUUAUUAUUCACAAUAUUUUUUCUAUUUCUUUAUUAUUAGUCAAUAGCAAGUUCAAGAUUAACUCAGUCGAUUUACAUUUCAAUUAUUUUUAUCAAACGCCUACUCUAACGAAAAAAACUACAUUUAAUAAAAAAUGAUAAAAGAGUGAAUGCUUGUAAUAAUUGAAAACUCAUUGUUUAUACAUUGUAUGGAAAGUGAUAGUUCAAUUGCUAGUGGUAAAAAAUUAGAAGUUUGAUAUUUGACAUUGUACGAAGUGAUAACAAAUUGUUGAUGAACUUAUUACUUUCUGUUUAUCUAUGUCGACCGAAAGCGUGUAGCAAAUUAUCUCUUGAAAUUGUAAUAUUGCAACUUUAAUUUUAUAUAAUUUCUUUCUAUGUAUUUGUAAAAUUAUUUUAGAAUUUUUUUUAAUAUUACAAUCAAAAUGUUCGGCAUGUUGUUUUUUACAUUAUUGGUUAAUUUAAAUGUAUUUAUCAUGUAUAUUUUAAAUUAAGUUUUAAUAUGUUAUGGACACUAUCAAAACCGAUUACUCUGUUCGUAUUAAAUAAAAUAUUUUUCUAAGUUUUACACUCACAUUGCAUAACAGUUUAUGUAAGUUUCAAGCUUUAGAGAAGAAUAUAAAAUGUAUAUCGUGUAAUAAAUUCUAAUUAACUCCGAAGUCCAGACCAAAUACCUGAUGCGAAAGAAUAGUACAACUUUGCAAAUAAAUACUUUUUUUAUAUUUAGAUCAGAAACAUAUAAAAACGGUCUAGACUAAUAAAAAUUUAUAUAUUAUCAUUUCUUUUAUACACUUUUUUAAGUGUCCGUUAAUUAAUAAUUAAUAUAAAUUAAUAAAAACUUGAUUUUCUUCAUACUUUAUAUAACUUAAGUUAUUAUUAGAUUACAAAUGUACUUUAAAUUUGUAUUACCGAACAUAUAAAUUAUAUUUACUUAAACAGAAAAUUAUUUAAUAAAUCGUAACAUUGCAUUAGAAUUAGAUUGAUAUUAUUGUUUUAAUUUAUUUAAAUAAUUUUCAAUCUCCAGUGUACAGUACAAAAAUAUGUUAUCAUACUAUAAGAUAAUUAGAUGUGAAUAAACCCUUUUACCAUGAAAUGUAGCAUAUGUGUAUAAUAAUCACGUAAAAAACUUAAUUACAUCUCUAUUUAAAUUAUUCCACAUAUGAGUCAAAACUCAUUUUAUUUUAAGUAAUCAGAAAUAAUGAAUACGAUAUGAAAUUCAUUUUUAAAAUUUGUGAAAGAUUUUAUCAAACUUGUAUAUAUUUAUUUCGAGAAUAUUAUUAGUUAUUUUUGCACACACUAACUUAUGGAAUAAGUGAAUAGAAGUACUCUGGAAAUAUAUCAUGUAUUAAAAAAUGUUUGAUGACAUGUUAACAUGGCUUUCAAAAAAAAUCCAAGAACUUAUCCAUGAAUUAUUAUCUUAAAUAUAGUACAUUGACAAUAAUGCAAUAUACUUUCUAUAUGUAUAACCACUAAGAUAUAUAUAUUAUAUAAACUUAUCGUGUAUUAUUCUAUAGUACUGAUAAAGUCUAAUAACAAUCUGCAAAAAAAAAUUAAACAUAUAGUGUAAGCAGUUUUGUAAAUCACACGUUAAAAUCUAUACGCAUCUAAAAUUAUUACGUAUAGCAGCUUGUCGCAUACACAUUUGUUAUAAUAUAUUCAAAAAAUAAGGACUGUAUAAUAGUAGUUACUUACAAAUUAAACUUGACAGCA